CACACAGGCUGUGUUUGCGUGCUUGUAUUUCAGCCGCGGCAGCCGCGGCAGCCCGCAUCGCUGGACACAAGUCUCUCUCGACGCCGCCGACGCGCCUGCGCCAGCGAUCAGCACGGUACCGAUGGCACCAUUCCCCCACGAGCUCGGCAUCGGGACCAAUAAGUGGAAGCUAAAGCACAUCGACGCGGUCCAGGCGACCUUCGGCGCGGCCUUGGACGCGGGCAUCUCGUUGUUCGACACGGCGCAGUGCUACGCCUCGAGCGAGGCCUGUCUCGGCUACGUGCGGAAGCGCGACCGCGAGCCGUUCGUCGUUACCAAGUUCGACAGUCUGCGCGGCGGCCCGGACCGCCUCAUACCAACAUUACGCAAGAGCCUGUUUGACUUGGAUCUGGAGUGUGUCGACGCUUAUUUGGUGCACUUUCCCCGCGGCGAUGUCGAGGCGCUGGCGGCGGCUUUGGCAGAAGCGGUCGAGCUUGGUUUAACGAAGCGCGUCGGCUGCUCGAAUUUUGGGCGUUCGGAAAUGCUCGAGCUGCGCCGUGCUUUAAUGAAGCGGGGCGUGUCCCUUGAUAUUGUGGAGAUCGAGUUCUCGUUGUUGAGGCGGCGGACCGAGGCUUUAGUAAACGAGUGCAGGGAUCUAGGCAUCACCGUGCUCGCGUGGGCGCCGCUGGGCUCGGGACGCCUCGUCCACGCAUGCACGGACGCGCGGACGCGGGCCGUGGCCGGCAUGCUCGCCGUGAUCGCGCGGCGCCGCGGGAGGACGCCGGCGCAGGUGGCCCUGAACUGGGUCAUCUGCAAGGGCGCCGUGCCCAUCCCCGGCGCGCGGACGAAGGCGCAGGCCGUCGAGAACUGCGGCGCGGCGGGCUGGCGGCUGUCGCCGGAAGACGUCCAGGCGCUCGACGCCGUCGCCGUGCUGGACGGGGGGUACUACAACGACCCCGAGGCCGUCCUGACGUUCCUGCGCCUGCAAAUACGCUUGCCGGCGUUCUUCCGAGGCGUCGUCCACGCGGUCGUGCGCUUUUGCCUUCGCGUCGGGGCGUACUUCCUGCCGCUGCAGCGGGAUGACGCCUAG
This is a messenger RNA of Pelagomonas calceolata, 1069 nucleotides long. The record is from the annotation of a GenBank genome assembly. NCBI's taxonomy places the organism in Eukaryota, Pelagophyceae, Pelagomonadales, Pelagomonadaceae.